GCAGUUGAUUCAGCAUGUGCGUCGGGUGCCAUUCGUAAAGUGGUGGUCUGUUAUUCCAGGCACACAUACAGAGAUGCGAGCGGGAGCGCAACUUCUCCGACGAAGCUGUCUUGUUUCUAUUUUAUAGAUCAAUAUAUUUACGUAUCGAUUUCUUGUUUUGCUGAGGACGUUUCGCUACAAUAUGAUUUCAUUAUGAUUUUGCGUGCAUAAUGUGCGGGGCGAAGUGAUGCGGCGUUGUAUUUCUUCGGGCAAAAUUGUCACGAGGUCCGGAGAGAUGUUUUCAAAGAAGUUCUGUGUGGUCAUUUUAACCGUUAGAAAAAACAUCAGCUGAGCUUGUAGUAAGCACUGUAAUUGUUUGCCUUUGAUACAUUUGGAUACUGAAUGUGACUGAGGGUUGAAAACCAGUUUGGACAUAGACCGACCUGUCACAACGCAAAAAUGACCAACUACAAGAAUAUGGAGACACAUACCACGCAUGUCUUGCUAUUGGCGGUAUCAAUCAUCUGUACCGCCUUGGGGUCCCGUGCACGUUUUGAGGACAGCUCACCUCGGAUCUUGGAAGACCCCUCUGACUUGAUCGUGUCCAAGGGGGAACCCGCAACACUCAACUGCAAGGCAGAGGGGCGGCCUAACCCCACUGUGGAGUGGUACAAGGACAGGGAGCGGGUGGAAACGGACCGGGAUGACCCUCGAUCUCACCGAAUGCUCCUUCCCAGCGGCUCCCUCUUCUUCCUGCGUAUCGUCCACGGACGACGCUCCAAACCAGAUGAGGGCGUCUACACCUGUGUGGCACGUAACUACCUUGGAGAGGCUGUCAGUCGAAACGCUUCACUGGAAGUAGCCAUCCUGAGGGAUGACUUCCGCCAGGCCCCCAGUGAUGUGGUGGUGGCAGCCGGUGAGCCAGCGGUCCUGGAGUGUGUUCCCCCCCGCGGUCACCCUGAGCCCACCGUCUCCUGGAAGAGAAACAAUGCCCGCGUCAGCAGCAAGGAUGACCGCAUCUCUAUGCGUGGGGGCAAGCUGAUUAUCUCCUACACCAGGAAGAGUGAUGCUGGCAUGUAUGUGUGUGUGGGCACCAACAUGGUGGGAGAGAGGGACAGUGACCCUGCUGAGUUGGUGGUGUAUGAGCGUCCUGUGCUGAUACGGAGGCCGGUGAACCAGGUGGUGAUGGAGGAAGAAACCGUUGAUUUCCUGUGUGAGGUACAUGGAGACCCCGCCCCCACGAUACGCUGGCGUCGAGAGGAGGGGGAGCUCCCCCGUGGGAGGUUUGAGAUCCACAGUGACAACAGCCUACGUCUGACUAGGGUGAGAGGAGAGGACGGGGGAACUUACACCUGUAUGUCUGAGAACAGCGUGGGCAAGACAGAGGCUUCAGCCACGCUAGAGGUUCAUGUGCCCCCACAGAUCACCAUUAAACCCCAGGACCAGAUCUCCGCUCAGGGGUGCAGUGUCACCUUCCGCUGUGGCACCAGAGGAAACCCCUCACCUGCCAUCUUCUGGAAGAAAGAAGGAAGCCAGAUGCUGUUGUUUCCUGGCCAGCCCCUCUCCCAGUCCGGUCGCUACUCUGUUUCCAUGAGUGGUGAGCUGUCCAUCACCGACGUGCACCUGGAGGAUUCUGGGUAUUAUAUCUGCCAGGCCAUCAGUGUAGCAGGAAGUGUCCUGACCAAAGCCCUGCUGGAGGUGGAAGGGGGUCCUUCAGAACGUGUUCCACCAAUCAUCCGUCAAGGCCCAGCCAAUCAGACGUUGGGUCUGGGGUCCAUUGCCCAGUUGCAGUGUCAUGCGAUUGGUGGACCCUCACUAAGGAUCAUGUGGGAAAAGGACGGGGAGAGGAUUGUGGGGGAUGACCCCCGCAUGACCCUGAUGGAGAACGGGACACUGCAGAUCACUAAUGUUGAGGAUAAGGAUUCGGGAAUGUACACUUGUGUGGUGUCCAGCGCCACGGGCGAGUCGAGCUGGAGCGGGACACUCACCAUAAGAGAGGACGGAGCCCCUGGGUCAUCAGUUCCCCGGGUGUCAGAGUCCAUCCAGCUGCCAGGGCCGCCCCAGAAGCCUGUGGUGACGGAUGUGACCAGGAAUACAGUCACCCUCACCUGGCAGUCCAACCCCCACGAGGGUGGGGCUGCUGUCACCUCCUACAUCAUCGAGGCCUUCAGCCAAUCCGUUGGCAGUGUGUGGCAGACGGUAGCUGACCACGUGAAACAGGAGAAGCACACCGUCAUCGGCCUGUACCCAAACACUGUCUACCUGUUCAUCGUCCGAGCAGUGAACUCCUACGGUCUGAGUGACCCCAGCCCAAUCUCUGAACCCAUCAGGACACAGGAUGGGAGUCCUACAGAGCAGGGGGUAGACCGCAGACAGGUGCAGAGAGAACUAGGGGAGGUGUCUCUCUACCUGCAGAAGCCUGUGGUCCUAUCACCCAGCAGUGCCCAGGUCUCCUGGACUGUGGCACGUCAGUCUCAGUACGUGCAGGGAUUCAGGCUGCUGUACCGCUCCACUGGCAGCGCCUGGUUAGUCCAGAAUGUGAAAGUGGGGCCUGAGCUCACCACUGUCCUAUCAGACCUGCACACGGACACAGAGUACGAGGUGAAGGUCCGCCCCUACUUCAACGAGCUGCAGGGACUGGACAGCCCCCUGGUGCAGCUACGCACCCCUGAGGAGGUGUUAAGUGCUCCCCCGCAGGCUGUGUCGGUGGUCCAGCUCAGCAACAGCUCUAGCAUCAGUGUCUCCUGGGAACCUCCCCCCGCUGAUGUUCAGAGUGGUACAGUCCUGGAGUACAAGGUCUGGUGCCUGGGGAGUGACACUGAGUUGAAGACAGAGAGCCAUAUCAACAGGACAGUUGAUGGAGCGGGGUUGUCCAUCCUACUGACUGGGCUGCUGCCAGACCUCCAGUACAGUGUGAUGGUGGCGGCAGUCACCAACUUGGGAGUGGGUGAACAUAGCCCACCUAUAGACCUGGUCCUCGCCCUGUCACUGGACAUGCCUUCAGACCCUCUGCAGAAAGACAACAGCCUCAGUCUAUCAGAGCAGAUCACGGGAGUGGUCAGCCAACCAGCGUUCAUCGCUGGGUUGGGUGUGGCCUCAUGGCUGGUGCUCAUGGGGUUCAGUGGUUGGCUAUACUGUCGCCACCGCAGGAGGAAAGAGCUGGGACACUACACCACCUCAUUUGCCUACACACCUGCAGUUGGAUUUGCUCACAGUGAAGGAUCUGGUCUCAGCAACGGAAGUAGACCAGGGAUGCUGGACUCCAACAUGGGGAACUACCCAUGGCUAGCAGACUCCUGGCCAGCCCCUGGCCUUGCCCACAAUGGAAAAGACUCAGUCAACUGUUGCUCUGGCAAACUGGACUCUACAGACAGAUACUACAAUGUUGGCAUCUCCAAUUACCUGAGCCAGUCUGAGAAGUACAGAUCAGUGUCCACAGACAGUCCCAUCUACAGCACCAUCAAUACAGCUGCUGCUGAGGACCUGCAGGGUUUAGCCUACUACAACAAAUACUCCAACACCCCCUACACCCAGGGCUCCAACACCCCCUACACCCAGGGCUCCAACACCCCCUACACCCAGGGCUCCAACACCCCCUACACCCAGGACUCCAACACCCCCUACUCCCAGGGCCCUGACCCCUAUGCCAUUACCCCCGUCCUCUCCAACUCUGGCCUCUUCGGUCUGGAGCAGGACCUGGACCAGUUGACUGUCCAGUCUAGAGAGUACGCCAAGCUGCAGUACGCCAGGACAAGCAAUGCCAAGCUGGUGAAGCAGAGGUCCACGUGUCCUCCAUCCAAGCCUGCACCACUCAACUGGGAGGAUGUGCUAUCUCUACCACUGCCUGCUAAUAAAGAACGGGGUUACACAAAGAGAGACAGGGAUGAGGGGAGGAACAGCUCAGAUGAGGAUGAGGAGGACUGGUGUCCCCCGCUGCCAGCCAGGACCUACCUGAUGGAAGGCUCCAGGGAUGAGUUACCCAGCCUGCCCUCCUCCAGAAGAGAGGAGCUGACCCAGGGCUCCACCUCCAGCCUGCGGUCCACAGUCAUACUUCCCCCCUCCCCUCAGGAGGAGACACACCCCCUCAACCCCAACGACAGCCCCCCGCUGCAGCACUUUGACCUGCUGGCAUGCUACGGGCCCAGUUCCCAUGUCUCCCAUUCCAACCACAACCUGUUUGCCAAUAAGGAUGAUGCCAGCGGGCCAUAUGAUGCCAGCGGGCCAUACCACACCAACCAAUGGGGAGACACCUCCAUGGGGGAGAGCUAUAUUUCAGAGAGGAGUGGGGGAGGAGGACAAUCUCCUCCUUUCCUGGCUGAGUCCGCCCACGCUACUCAGGGGCAUAGAACCAGGAGCAAGAAGAAAGUCCUCAGGGAGGGCCAGCACCGACGAGAGCUGCAUGACCAAGCAGUCUGUGCAGACCUGCCCCCUCCGCCGGCCCCACCCCCUGCAGCAGACGACCCCCUGCAGCUCCUGGCUGAUGUGCUGGGCUGCAGCCGGACACCGUCGGCGGACAACUCGCCGGCUCUGCAUAGGAGAGAAGACUACUCCUCACCCCAUAAGAGAGGGCCUACCAUGUGGGGCUCACAGGAUGAGGGUGUAAUCCCAUACUGCCCAUCCAGCUUUUUGCCCCGGGGCCAGAUGUCAGACUACGGUUCCCUUGGUGGAGGGGCGUCCUCGCGGGCUUCAACAGGACAGAGAGGGCCUGGAGCUGUCCGGAGGAGGGACGAGAACCUCAUGUAGCUGGAAGCAGAUUAUGUGAUGUGAAGUUCUCCGCCAUGUGUUUUUUAAAAGGUUCUUUUGCUGCUUUCAUUUUUGCUGAAAUCCAGCCUGUUGCCAUGGUGUCAAAGAAGAGCGGAAAAGAGCAUUUAGGCUUGCCACCUGCUUUUUCAAUAUUAGUUCAUAUUUUCGUUUUUUAUUUAUUCAUAAUUUGUAUGUGAUUUGAUGUCCUGCCUCUGUAUAUAAACAUCUUUGCAAAUUUUUUUAAACAUGACCUGGGAUAAAGAUAAUAUAUUGUAUUUUAAGAAAAGGGAAAGAAAGUCUUAAAAUGACUAUAGAUAUUAUACAUCGGAUGUUUGAAUGUACCUUAUGUUUAUUGUUUACCAUGGUGAUGUUUGUGUAAUGAAAGGAUAUGAGGCAGAAACUCUGUUAACAAGACCUGAUAGUUGGGCAUCUGUGAGGUUCUGUGAGUGUGUUGACAGUUUCUCUUUCUCUCUCGCGCGCGCUGUCAUUGUGGAGUCAACCUCCUGCUUCUUCUAAACCGGCAUAUCGAUCUUUUCAACAGCAGAUGAAAUAGCCUUGUCAUUUUAGGUUGUGAUGCUGAAAAUGUGUGAACCUAUACCCUUGUUAAACACCAAUUGUUAUGUUCUGUCAUCAGUGGAAUGAUUUGUUAAAAAAUAGAAAUAAAACAUUUGUUACUCUAAAGA
Messenger RNA from Oncorhynchus kisutch (coho salmon), 5405 nucleotides. Its product is annotated as roundabout homolog 2. Gene Ontology annotation, molecular function: protein binding. NCBI's taxonomy places the organism in Eukaryota, Metazoa, Chordata, Actinopteri, Salmoniformes, Salmonidae. Bases 439 to 4722 code for a protein of 1427 amino acids. The transcript has 26 exons. The record is from RefSeq and is a predicted model, not a curated record.